AUGGCGGUGCGGACGGCGGUGGAACGGGGCCACACACUCACCAACGCAGUCGGGGGCGUGCACGGUGCAGGGGACAACUCCUCCACUGCAGGACAGCGCUGCGCAGCUUCGUGCACCGCGUCCCAGCCUGACGGGACUCGCCUCCGCGGAGGGCUGGCCGUGCCCGCUGAGGGAGGGAGAGUACAUUGCCGGCUGCUGCGUUCACUCUGUGGUGGGGGCGGGUGUGGCGGAUUGUCAAAGGCGAUUGGGGAGGGAGCGCUUCGCACCAAAGGACCAAAAGCGUUUGAGGUGAGGCGGCGUGUCGUGAGUGGGGCGCCCGGGGUGGCGGCCUCGGUGGUGGACGAGUGCCGGCCCCCACCCCCUCUACCGGCCGCUGCACCGCGAUGA
This is a messenger RNA of Trypanosoma conorhini, 387 nucleotides long. RefSeq lists its product as uncharacterized. The coding region runs from base 1 to 387 and encodes 128 amino acids. The record is from RefSeq and is a predicted model, not a curated record. Lineage: Eukaryota; Euglenozoa; Kinetoplastea; Trypanosomatida; Trypanosomatidae. The transcript has a single exon.